GCUCUCGAGAUCGUUGCUGGGAAAGUGGUACCAAUGUAACCCAGGUAUCUAGGUAAGUACUUGUUGUACAGUACCGUAGGUCCGGAAUUCAGUUCCCUUGAACCGAUCCCGCUCCCUUCACAAGCGGUCCGAUCGGGAGCCUUGCCAUGCCGCCAAUCAGUCCGCAUUGUUUGGAAUGCCAGCCUUUAUGCCAACAAUGCCGGACGGAAUGUGCCCAAUCUUCUACCAUCAACACAUUUAAGACGAUGACUCCUGGAAGCAAAAGGUCGUCUUGUACUUCCACAGUACCACCAAACUACUACACUCCUGAUCUUCAACAAUGACCUCCGAUGGCGCCCCGUUCAACCAAGCGAACGAAGCCCAAAUUGACUUACGACAGAAUCUCCCAGCAGUUCGUAGUGGACUGCCUGAGGCCACAUCCUGAGGGCUCCCAGUGGACACCCCGAGACACCCGCUUCGUGUUAUGGUACCAUCUCACCACAAUCCUGACAUUCACAUCGAUUGCCAUUGCACACAAUGUAACUUUCCCGGACGAUGAGCCACAGAUGAAUGAAAGAGAUGUCGCCAACAUCAUUGAAGUCGUGCUCAACAACAAUGUGCCACUGAUCAAGAAUGAUUUGGCGCCUAAUGGUCACUGGAACAGACCGACCGAACAGGGGUGGAUUCCCUGCGACCAUGAGAUGAUCUGCUCCAAGCUUGCCAUACAGAACAGAGGCAGGAAAUCGGUCAUGCGCAACACGGAAUGCCGGACCAGGAGCGAGCGCGAGGCUAGAGGGAUCGCAGAGAUGCUGUGGCAAGGUAGCUGGCCGGAGAUUCUAUCAUGCCCCAGAGAACACGUCGCGGACUCGGGCACUUCUUCCCAUGGCUCGGAUAAGGAGAAUCGUAAUCCAGCUUCCCCCUCAGCAUACCUAGCCACAUUCCGAGCAGCAGCGGCGGCCGUCGCAAGCCUGGCAUCCCGGUCAAACAACUCCAGCGCCCGAUCGCGAGGAUCGCAAAGAACUCGACUGUCUCCCAAAUCACCACCGUUCGCGUGGUCUUCAAACGAGGAUGGUUCUUACGUUAGAAAGGACGGCUCCCCAAACCCGUCAAACUUGGCUUCGAAUCCAUCGAACCCAGCGUCCAACCCAACAAACUCCGCCUCAGCAAAGUCGGCCACCAAUUCAUCGAGUUCGGCUUCGUUCAAGUCUGCCAGAUCGAACCGGUCAUUGCACGAGCGUCCUACAGGUCAAGCCGUCGAGAUCGUUGCGGCAAAUGAGACCGGUGACCCUAUGCCAGUAACGUGGUGCCGUCAAAGCAUUGCAUUCAUGGACGGUGCAUCCGCGUUCUGGUACGUGUUCCAGAUGACCACUGUCUUAUUGUACUGGGCAUUCUUCCUCAGCUCGUUUCCUGAGCUCCACUGGCCGGAGGAGUAUCUGCGUUCAUUGACGUGGCCUCGACUGUUUAUGCUGUUUUGUACAAUGCUUGGUGCGUAUCAUGUUGUCAGUGCCGCACUUGCGGCUUUUCGGGGAGCACUUGGGCGUUGGUGGGGAAUCGAGAUCAAUCGGCUAGGGACGCCAGGUCUGUCAAGAACAACACACAUGCUCGGAUCGGUCCUGGCGGCAGCCUUGACAGCACUCAUCUGCAGGUGUCUUGGAAUCUUGGAUGAUGGGCCGAAUAAAGAAUAUGUCGUCCAAAGCAGGACACGAUGACUGAGUGUGGCAUGACGAACGUUCGAUGUGU
Molecule: messenger RNA, 1719 nt
Organism: Exophiala viscosa
Lineage: Eukaryota; Fungi; Ascomycota; Eurotiomycetes; Chaetothyriales; Herpotrichiellaceae
Exons: 2
Coding region: 330-1688 (452 amino acids)
Source: RefSeq, a predicted model, not a curated record